Pseudocercospora fijiensis CIRAD86 is the source of this 1023-nucleotide messenger RNA. RefSeq lists its product as uncharacterized. The transcript has 2 exons. NCBI's taxonomy places the organism in Eukaryota, Fungi, Ascomycota, Dothideomycetes, Mycosphaerellales, Mycosphaerellaceae. Gene Ontology annotation, molecular function: 4-hydroxy-tetrahydrodipicolinate synthase activity. The record is from RefSeq and is a predicted model, not a curated record. The coding region runs from base 1 to 1023 and encodes 340 amino acids.
AUGGUAGCUCCAGCGCAGCCACCACCACAGGGCAUCUAUGUCCCAGUGCCAACAUUCUUCGCCAAAGAAGGCACCCCAGAGUACGAUCCCGUCUCGCCUCCAAUCGACAUCAAGACUCAGACGGAGCACUCGCUCUUCCUCGUAAAAGGUGGAAUCCAGGGACUUGUAAUUCUCGGAAGCACCGGCGAGGCAAUCUUCAUCCAAAACCACGAGCGACACGAAUUGAUCAAGAGUCAAAGGAAAGCAUUAGAUGAUGCUGGGUUCAAGGACAGGCCGAUCAUUGCAGGCACUGCAUCACAGAACAUCGAAGAGACUGUACAGUUGAUCAAGGACAGCCAGGCGGCGGGCGCAGAGUACGCUAUGGUUCUUGGACCAGCGUAUUUUGCUCCUGUGACCAGUCAAGCUGGUAUCCAGAAAUGGUUUGAAGUGGUGGCCGAUCGAUCCCCAAUUCCAAUUCUCAUCUACCACUAUCCCGGCGUGACCAACAACAUCUUUAUCGCACCGGCGACAUUCGAAAAGCUUGCAGCACACCCAAAUAUCGUCGGGACCAAGCUGUCACAUGGAAUUAUUGAUGACCAGACCCUGAUCGCUGCAUCUCCUCGUAUUGACCACGAGCACUUCUAUGUGUUUACCGGACUGGGGCAAAACUUGCUUCCAGUUCUUACGAUUGGCGGUGUGGCUGCAAUCGAUGGUCUUGCCGGCUGCUUCCCACGCAUCAUAACCCGACUUUUCAAACAUUUCAACGACAGCUCUGCAAAGGGUACUACCAAGCAGGACAUGGAUACCAUGCGUGACUUGCAGUUCAGAAUAUGCGAAGGCGAGAAACUCGUGGCUGCUUGGGGCCCGAUUGGUAUGAAGGAAUGUAUUGGUAGGGUCUGGGGCUUGGGCGAUCCAAAGGGUGGUCGUCUCCCGCUGCAGGGUGGCUUUCCGGAGGGUGACAAAGAAUGGGCCAAGUGGGAGAAGGUGUUUACAGGGCUGAAGGAACUUGAGGAGAAGUUCAAGGCCGAAGACGAGAAGGCAUAG